AUGCAGGCCUCCCCAGAGGAGGCGAGCGAUGAUGCGAGCAAGGCGAAGGCUCCUAUGGCCAAGCUGCCACUGGCUCCCAAGGCAAUGGUUGGCGCCGCCAAGGGGCCUUCGCCUCUUUCGAAGGCUCUUGGAGCCGAGGCGGUUCCUGCUGUGAAUGCGAAGGCUGGUGGGGAUGCAGAGCAUCCCGCUGGCGCCGCCAGCAAGACGCAGGCCUCACCGGAGAAGACGAGCGAGGAUGAAAGCAAGGCGAAGGCUCCUGCGGCCAAGCUGCCACUGGCUCCCAAGCCAGUAGUUGGCGCCGCCAAGGGGCCUACGCCUCUGUCGAAGGCGUUGGGGGCCAAGGCGGUCCCUUCUAUGGAGGCAAAGGCUGGAGGGGAUGCAGAUCAUCUCGGGGAAGCCGCCAGCGACUCUCAGGCCGCCCCGGAGAAGACGAGCGAGGAUGAAGGCAAGGCGAAGGCUCCUGCGGCCAAGCUUUCGCUAGCUGCGAAGGCAGCGGUUGGCGCCGCCAAGGGGCCUUCGCCUCCUCCUAAGGCGUUGGGGGCCAAGGCGGUUCCUGCUGUGGCGGCGAAGGCUGCUGGAGAUGAGGAGUAUCUCGGUGAGGCCGCCAGCAAAACGCAGGCCUCGCCCGAGGAGGCCAGCGAGGAUGCGAGUAAGGCGAAGGCUCCUGCGGCCAAGCUGCCACUGGCUCCCAAACCAGUAGUUGGAGCCGCCAAGGUACCUUCGCCUCUUUCGAAGGCGUUGGGGGCCAAGGCGGUUCCUACUGUGGAGACGAAGGCUGCUGGAGAUGAGGAGCAUCUCGGUGAGGCCGCUAGCAAGACGCAGGCCUCGCCCGAGAAGACGAGCGAGGAUGAAGGCAAGGCGAAGGCCCCUUUGGCCAAGCUGCCAUUGGCUUCCAAACCAGUUGCUGGCGCCGCGAAGGGGCCUGCGCCUCUGUCGAAGGCUUUGGGGGCCAAGGCGGUUCCUUCUGUGGAGGCGACGGCUGUAGGGGAUGCAGAGCAUCCCGUCGAGGGCAAGAGCGUGGCGGAGGGCUCGCCGGUGAAGACAAGCGAAGAUGCGAGCAAGGCGAAGGCUCCUGUGGGCAAGCUGCCACUGGCUUCCAAGGCAGUAGUUGGCGCCGCCAAGGGGCCUCUGCCUCCUCCGAAGGCGUUGGGAGCCAAGGCGGUUCCUGCUGUGGAGGCGAAGGCUGGAGGGGAUGCAGAGCAUCUCGGUGAGGCCGCCAGCAAGACGCAGGCCUCCCCAGAGGAGGCGAACGACGAUGAGGGCAAGGCGAAGGCUCCUGCGGCCAAGUUGCCAAUGGCUUCGAAAGCAGGAGUUGGCGCCGCCAAGAGACUCUCAGGCCGCCCCGGAGGAGGCCAGCGAUGA
Molecule: messenger RNA, 1362 nt
Organism: Eimeria mitis
Lineage: Eukaryota; Apicomplexa; Conoidasida; Eucoccidiorida; Eimeriidae
Exons: 2
Coding region: 1-1362 (453 amino acids)
Source: RefSeq, a predicted model, not a curated record